AUGCCAGAAUCAACCAUCGGAAACGACGACUUUACAACUAUUCCACCGACAGAGCAGCAGCAGCAGCAUCAGAAUGAUGAUGAUCCUUGUAAGAAGUUGGCAGAGCAACAACCACCCCAACCAACGAGAAGAAUGAGACGACCCAGAGGAAUGUCACAAUCAUUGCACUCGUACAUUGAUCAUAAUCGACCCUCGAUUCUGCGGGCAGAGACAACGGAUGAUAAUUUAUUUGAUCGCCUUCAGGAACAAAAUGCACGUCUUCCUCCUCAGGAAUCGACCACGUUUAUCCUUGCCCAAAUCGAGCGUCAAAACAACUUGCUUGAAAAAGAUCCAAAGGCACUCAGUUUGCAAUCUAACCAUUUGGUGGGCGAUGAGACAACUGUACAGCAAUUGGUCACCGACAAUGUCAAUGCAAAGCAGCAGCAGCAGCAGCAGCAGCCAUCAACCACACCACCAAUGACACCUACACGUUGCCGUGUAUCAGGAGAAGAUGAUAUCGACUGGGACUUUUGGGAAGCUGUGAUCCAAGACUUUGAUCGAGUCGCCAUAAGGAUGCCCCACUUGUUAUCUGUCAAACUACGAGGAGGCGUUCCUACUCCAUUACGAGGAUUGAUAUGGCAAGCCAUGUGCAAGUCUGGUUCAUUACACUUGGAAACGGUUUAUGGUCAGCUAUGCAACGAGCAAUCACCUUAUGAGCGUGUCAUCCAACGUGAUCUGACACGGACAUUUCCAUGCAUUGACAUGUUCAAGCAAGAAGGUGGAGAAGGUCAACUUGCCAUGCGUCGCAUUCUAGAAGCCUAUAGCCUUUAUGAUCCGGAUGUGGGUUAUUGCCAAGGUCUUGCCUUUGUCGUCGGCCCAUUGCUCAUGCAUAUGCCCGAAGUUCAAGCUUUUUGUGUGUUUGUACGCCUCAUGGAAACGUAUGAAAUGCGCCCCAUGUUUACACACAAGAUGGAAGGCUUGCAGUUGCGAUUAUAUCAGUUCUCAUGCUUGCUCAAGGAACAUUUACCCGAUUUGGCUGCCCACAUGGAAGCGCAUGGUGUGCAUGCUGCCAUGUACGCAUCCCAAUGGUUCCUCACCUUAUUUGCCUAUGGAUUCCCAUUGCCAUUGGUGGAACGUAUCUACGACAUUGUGUUUGCUGAAGGUGCUGCUGAGACGAUCAUGCGUGUCGCCAUUGCUAUGCUACGACGUGCUGAACCACGUAUCCUUCAGGAGACAGAAUUUGAAGACUUGCUCGAUCAUGUUACAUCUCAUCGAUUAUGCGACUCGUAUGACAAUCAUGCCGAUGUUAUUGAAGAUGCCACUGCUUUAUCAAGUACCAUCACACGCGAAAAGAUGGAUGAGCUUGCUGAGCAAUACCAACUCAAUGGCGUGGAUGAUGACAACAAUGUAGUGCUUCCACAAUCAUCAUCAGGCACCAACAAUGGCAACAAUAGUCGAUUCAGCUUCUUUUGGAGACGUAGCAAAAAGUCAUCGGUUGUAAACAAGAAACAAGAGCAAUUGAGACGAUCGGCAAGUAGCAGCAAUAGCAUCAAGAAACGAUGGUCAUCGGCUGUCACAUCGCCACCUUCAUCAACAUCACCUGAUAGUGUGGGAGGCCGUGCUAGUUUCAGCUCCGUAAGAAGCUUUUCAUCGUCAUCGUUUAUGAUGGUGGAUCCAUCACCGCCCUCGUCUUUGACGUCAUCUGGAUCAGCCAGCAGCAAGUAUGUGACGCUUGAACAGCAUGAAGAAGAAAUACAGCGAUUAUCAUGGACAUUGGCACAACUCAACACCAAGCAUCAGCAAACAAUUGAUGAGCUUGUGGAACUCAAAAUGGAUAAACAAGAUGUCGAGAGUGAAAGAGAUGCCUUAAAGAUUACGGUACGAGCGCUUGAAAAGGCAAUUCGUCAAGGCAAUGGCAGUGGACGUUUAUCAACAUCAGCAUCCAAUCGUCGAAGAUCAUCAUCAUCACCAGAACAUGGCAACAUGCAUAAAGAUUUGGAGGAGGAUGACAGUGACAGCAUGCAUAGCUUAUCAUCACCUGAUGGCUGUUUCUCUGAUGCCACUAGUCAAAGCGUUGCCACGACAAUGGCGAGCUGCAGCAACGAGCACGAUGGCAACAAUAACCAUGGCAACAGUGGUGGUGGUAUGGAUCUGCGAUCGGAGCUUGUGCGAAUCAAGGUGGAGAAUUUUGAGCUACAGCAACAAUGCGAGAAGCUUACUCAAGAAGUUGAGGACGUGCAAUCCAAAUUGGAUAUGGUGAACGAGGGACAAAUGGCAUUGGUGGACAAGAUGAUUACAACCAAAGCUGAUAUGGACGAAGUGCUCAAGGAAAAGAAAGCCAAGGACCUUGAAUGGAUAGAAGCAACCCAAGAAAACAACGUCUUGAAAAAAGAGUUGGCCCAUGUCAAGCAACAAUUGGCCCAAGCGCAGAUGCAGGAUAACGAAGCCACGUGCAGCAAACUCCACAGGAUACGCGAACUCGAGCGCGCCUUGGCUGAAGCCAAAUUGCAGUUGGUCGAAUAUGAAACUGGCAUGGUGGAAUAUAAACGUCGUACAACCAUUGAUUAUGCACCACCUUCAUCAUCUGAUAUUAAGAACCGAACUGGCGUGGAUAUGCGCCGUGCAUCAAUGCAACAUCCACCACAUCCACCACCACCAUCAUCAUCCUCUUCUUCAAUGACACGUUCAUCUUCCAUCUAUGGCAGAAUGUGGCAUGCAAUCACACCUCGACAAUCAACAACUAUUGAAGCUGAUUCUUUAUCAAGCGAUCAAUGA
This is a messenger RNA of Lichtheimia ornata, 2754 nucleotides long. RefSeq lists its product as uncharacterized. The transcript has 3 exons. NCBI's taxonomy places the organism in Eukaryota, Fungi, Mucoromycota, Mucoromycetes, Mucorales, Lichtheimiaceae. The record is from RefSeq and is a predicted model, not a curated record. Bases 1 to 2754 code for a protein of 917 amino acids.